GAGAGUCGAGGAAGGGACACAGUCACUGACUAACAGCAACCGAGCUGGAUUAUUCGUGAAUGUUUCUAUUGAUGAACACGAUCUACGCUAAAGCCUGCAACCUAAACAAUUAAAUAAUAAUAAAAAAAUGUUCGUGAAUUCAGCAAGUACUAAAAGAAUCCUUCGUUCCCAAUCGCGAGGACAUCCAUUGGAUGGUGUUUUCCUAUGGAGGGUUGUAUUCAUCAUGGCCGCUUGCUUGAUCUCAAACACAAACGCACAGAUUCGUUACUCAGUUCCAGAGGAAAUGAAGAAAGGAUCUCUUAUCGGGAAUAUAGCUCAUGAUCUUGGUCUGGAUGCUCAAAGACUGCGCUCGGGUCGGGCUCGUAUCGUGUCUGGCGACAGCACUGAAUACGUAGAGCUGAAAACAGACAAAGGGAUUUUGGUUGUGAAGGAGAGAAUUGACCGAGAGCAGCUUUGCGCUGAAACCACUCCGUGCAGCUUCACGUUUGAAAUAAUACUUGAUAAUCCAAUGGAGCUACAUCACGUCACGGUAGAAAUAUUGGAUGUAAACGAUCACUCUCCAACAUUUGCGAAGGAUGAAAUUAAUCUUGAAAUAAGCGAAUCGGCCACACAUGGGGCUCGUUUUUUACUGGGAAGCGCAGAUGAUCCUGAUGUGGGUGUAAAUGCUCUCCAAAAUUAUAUGAUGUCACCUAAUGAUUAUUUUAUUCUGAAACAACAUACGCGGCCCGAUGGAGUAAAAUAUGCUGAAAUGGUGCUUCAGAAACCUCUAGACAGAGAGCAGCAUCCACGACUGUCUCUUAUUCUCACAGCCGUCGACGGAGGAAACCCUCAAAGAUCUGGGAAAAUAAAAAUAGAGUGAAUGUACUAGAUGCAAAUGAUAACGCACC
Molecule: messenger RNA, 887 nt
Organism: Pimephales promelas (fathead minnow)
Lineage: Eukaryota; Metazoa; Chordata; Actinopteri; Cypriniformes; Leuciscidae
Source: RefSeq, a predicted model, not a curated record